This is a messenger RNA of Chelonia mydas (Green sea turtle), 5956 nucleotides long. RefSeq names its product phospholipid phosphatase 1 (gene PLPP1). The transcript has 6 exons. The record is from RefSeq and is a predicted model, not a curated record. NCBI's taxonomy places the organism in Eukaryota, Metazoa, Chordata, Testudines, Cheloniidae. Gene Ontology annotation, biological process: phospholipid dephosphorylation; signal transduction; phospholipid metabolic process. Gene Ontology annotation, molecular function: phosphatidate phosphatase activity. The coding region runs from base 308 to 1162 and encodes 284 amino acids.
GCGCUGCGGAGCGAGGCGAUUGGCCGGCGGUUGCGCGGUGCCGGAGUGGAACGUCUGCACAGGGGCGGCCGCACGCGCGCCGCAGCCCGACCCGGGACCGCCCCUUCCUUAAAGCCGCAGCCUGAGUAGGAGCCGCAGUGGCGGCAUUAGCAGCGGCGAGUGCCAGGCGCCGUUGGCUGCAGCGCUUCGCCCCGGGGCGCUGACUGGAUGCGGCAGAGCCCCUCCCGCUACACCCAGGCACCGAGCCCCGCCGGAGCCCGCGCCCCUAGCAGCGCAGCAGCCUUCGCCGGCGCCCCGGGCUGGCAGGAUGUUUGACAAGGCGCGGCUGCCCUUCGUGUUCCUGGAUGUAGUCUGCGUGGUGCUGGCGGGCCUGCCUUUUGCAAUUCUCACUGCGAGGCAUAUCCCCUUCCAGAGAGGAGUUUUCUGUAAUGAUGAAUCCAUCCAGUACCCUAUCAAAGAUGACACCAUUUCUUAUCCAUUGUUAGCAGGAAUAAUUGUUCCUUUCAAUGUAAUCGUUAUAAUCGUAGGAGAAGCCCUGUCUGUCUAUUAUAACCAUUUGCACUCGAAUUCGUUUGUUGGAAAUAACUACAUAGCCACUAUUUACAAAGCCAUUGGGACCUUCAUUUUUGGUGCGGCAGCUAGCCAAUCCCUGACGGACAUUGCCAAGUACUCCAUAGGUAGACUACGUCCCCACUUCCUGGCUAUAUGCCAACCGGAUUGGGCACGAGUUAACUGCAGUUUAGGUUACAUUGAAAACUUCCCAUGUCAAGGAGACAAAGUAAAAGUUAAUGAGGGAAGACUGUCAUUUUACUCUGGGCAUUCUUCAUUCUCCAUGUACUGCAUGCUGUUCCUAGCACUUUAUCUUCAGGCCAGAAUGAAAGGAGAUUGGGCAAGACUUGUACGUCCCACAGCGCAAUUUGGUCUCAUUGCAGCAUCUAUCUACGUGGGUCUCUCCCGUGUUUCUGAUUACAAACAUCACUGGAGUGACGUGUUGACUGGACUCCUUCAGGGAGCGGUGGUAGCUGUGCUCAUCGUGGUGUAUGUAUCAGAUUUUUUCAAAGUGAGGGGAUGUACAUUUAAACCCAAUGAAGAAGAUUCACAUACGACUCUACAUGAGACACCAACAAAUGGAAAUCACUAUGGCAGUAAUCACCAACCAUGAUCCUGUGAAGUCUCCUGCUUUCUAAAAGAAAAAUGAAUUCAUAAGUCUCCAUAUGUAAAAUAAAUGCCUUUAAGGGACUGCUGCUGCUAUACCUCCUGGAUGCUCACUUUACAUGUAUAUAGUAACAUAACAGCAUUGUGUAUAUCUAAUAGCUUUAAAAAUCUUUUAAAAAAAAUUCUAUUAGUUCAAGCUUACUGCUUAUAAAAACACUUCUGUAAUUUUUUAUUAAAAUAACAUGGUAACACUUAUGUACAAACAGCACUGUGUAUGGAAGAUGCUUUGCUAGAAUGCUUCCUGUUUUAAAUACAUACAUCAUUAAAUGUCUGUCUUGGAGGUGAAGAUGGCAAACUGGCCUGAUACCACCAGUCUAAAAUUAUUCUGCUCCGUGAACAAGUCUCAGAUUGCUCCCAAUCCGUAAUGAGCUUCUAGAACAUAGAUUUUUUUAUAGGUAGAGACUUGCAGCAAACACAAUGUCUCUCUUGAUUUUGGUAAUUCCUAUCAAAAAGAAAAAACAGAUUAGUAUUAUUGUGUCAAAAUAUAUAGGUAAGAGCUGAACCUUGUGACACUACAUUAUGUGGUACCCGUACUAGUCUGAGACUUGUAUAUUCUAUGCACGGUGUAAGUCAUGACUUUAGACCCAUGGAUAAAGUACAGUGAAAAUCUACCCUUGAAAGGGUAGCUGUAUUAUCCUUUUAAGCAGUUUUUUUCAUAAAAUUUGGUAGAUUUAUGCUUAUAGCAGCUAGCUUUUACUACUAUUGCAAAUAAACUCUAAAGCCAAGUCAGACUUUCCAGCACGCGUACCUCUCUAUAGAAAGAAUCAAGUUGACAAUGUGUUAAAUUAAAAUAGUGCUUUUUCUCUCAGAUAAUGUAGGAUUUUCAAUAAUAAUUCAAAAGAACUUGGCUUGAAUAUUUUCUUUAGAAGCUGAAACAGAUUUAGUUCAUAGGUACAUACUUUCACCCUUCUAUUUAUAACCAUAUUCUAAAUACAUACCUUCGGCAAACUUAUUUUCCAGCUCUGUGUUUCCUAUGGCCUUUGCUGCUUGACACAUCUGUCGAAGCAAUUCUUCUAGCCGCCUCAUACAACGAAUUAUGCUACCUAGAUGAAAAUGAAGCCUUUGUUUUUUUAGCAGUCACUUCACUUAAUGGCAACAAGAAAGUUGACUAAAUUCAUUACAUGACAUAUCAUUAAUGUAACUUGAGCUUCUGCAUGAAGGAUAUCCUUAAACAGUACAGCUUCAGGCCUACUUCCUUAAGUACAAUGCUUUGGAUUUGUAACAGAAUUCCAUUUUAAAACCACUGACUUCAUAUGCCAACUUACAUUCCCACAGUCCAGCUUUCAUUUCUAGAAAUUAAGCUUAUUGGCCAUGUAAAAGAACUCUUUGCUCCUGAAACUUUAGUUGUUACCGAUUUCAAUCAGCUGCUCACGAGUUUUAGAGAGCCUGAAUAUUGCACAAGAAAUUUAGCCUGCACUGCAGGCAUACGAGCCAGAGAUGCUCAAAGUAUCAAGACCUCCUCCUACCAUAGCCAUGCAUUCCAAAAAAACCUCCAACCCCAUCUAAAGUAACUUUUCUAUGGAAAGGUGAUUGUCACUUGUCCAGACAAUUUUUGCCACUAGAGAAGUAUAAAAUAGAAUAAAAGUCAUGAACAGCUGAAAUACAGAUAGCCUUGAAAGAAACAACCAAUAGGCAUUUUGCACAUAAUUAGCUCUUUUUCCAGUCUUUCCUUCAUUAUAAACUGAAUACCUGAACUGACAGUAGCAUUUGUUUUUUGAUACAUGGAUUCCCUUGUCCACUGUUCAAACUAAGGGACAAUCGGAUUCUAAAAGCAAUGGGAUAUAAAGCAGGGAGAUUACUGAGCAGAUGGGCUUUGAAUGUAGGUGUUAAAGACUUUGUCCCAUUGCCAGCUCACUUUCUCUGCUACAAUGAAUGGGGCUAGUGGAGACUGCACUAGAUUCUGGUGCAUGACAUGUUCCACAUCCUAUACAGGUGUGUAGCAUAACUAAGUACAUGUAAGCACAGUACUUGAUAUACCUAAAAUAGAAGGAUGGUAAAUACGUAUAGUGUGCUAUUAUACAAUUUUUGCUUCUUUGUUACAAUCUAAUUUAAAGCUAGUCUGUGAUAUGGAAAUAUCUGUCCAGUAUAGAUUUCACAUUUGACUGUAAACAGCACUGAAGUGAUAUCCGCAUGGAGAACAAGAAGCUUCAGUGUAAUUUUUUAUCUAAAUUUCCAGCAGAUAGUGCACUAUCUGCUGUGGACAAGCUUCUCUUUGAUUAAUUUUUUCAGGCAGAGUUGUGACUUCACAGAUGACUGAUACUACAAAGCACAAACGGGUCUGGAGGAAGACUGUAGAAGUGACAGUCCAGAGUAAUUUAUCUCUGCCACCCAGGCCUAAAGACACCCCUCUUUGAAAAUAAAGCCCUAAUUCCACAAUUGUCUAUAUUCAGUGAAAGCCUGCACACAUUUGUUUUGUUAAGGCAUUCUUCAUAUGAACACAUUCAUUGCUGCCAUUAUGUCAUCUACUACAGCAGGAGUAACUCCUGCAGUAUCUGUAAAACCGCUUGCAGCUAUUGCAGGUUAAAAGCCGUAUGGCGUCAAUUACUGAGACAAAGCACAAGUCCAAAAUAAGUGAACCAUCAGCAGUUCCCCUGAGCAUAGCCACGCUGCAUUUUGGCAACAUCAACUCAGUUUUCUGGAAGUCCCUGCUAGAGUCUGUUCACAAGAAUACAAUUCCAUCAAGCACCAGCUUACAAAGAGAGGCUUCAUUAUAGCUGUUGCAGACAAAACAAAGUUGUACACAGCAACCAGUUAUUCCUAAACCUACAUUAUCUUCCUUUUAAAAAACCAAGUCAAUCUAUAAAUGUUUAAACAGAUUAUUGCUUGGCAGUUUUCUUUUUCAAAACUCUAGGUCCCUUUUCUCUCCCGUUCCCCCCCUCACUUCCACCCCACUAUGACUUGUAAGUAUAAGACCCCUUCAUGGCCACUUUACUUCUGAUUGUUAGGGACUGGGUUGAUUUCUAGUCACAAAUCAAUGCUGCUGCUAUUUAGCAAGAAACCUUUCUUUGGGAAUGAUACACAACACUCCACAUUUUGGAAACAGCUUCCUGCAUUCAAAGGCUCAGUCUGCAACAGGAACAUUAGGCGCUGCAGUUGGUGCACCUCCACUGCUGAGGGCAGCUGUAAGGUAGAAGGACAGAGCUGCUCAGAAAUGUUUUGCCAAAUCUAUUUUAGAUUUGAUAAAACUUGUUCAAACACCAGGCAGGUUUCUACGGGAAACCUGUGAGUGUUCUAGGGUCUACAGCUUGUGGCAGGGAGCCUGCCAGCCACUGGAACGCUGGCAGGAGUCAGGCAUUCAGUUUGUAGUGAAGGAAAGGCUCUGGAAAAAGAGCUAAUUGUGUGUAAAAUGCCUCUUGGUUGUUUCCUUCAAGGCAGUUCAUGGCUUUUAUUCCAUUUUAUACUUCUCUAGCUGUAAAAAUUAUUUGGACAAGUGACAAUCACCUUUCCAUAGAAAAGUUACUUUAGAUGGGGUUGGGGUGUUUUUUUUUUUUUUUUUUUUUAUGCUUGUGAUGGCUCUGAUAGAUAGUGAUAUUUUGAGGAUUUCUAGCUAUUGUGCCUGUAGUACAAGCUAGAUUUCUUGUGGCUCAGGUCUCUAGGAGCCCUGGGGAUUCCCAACCCCAGGACAGUCUGCAUGGCAGGGCUGCCACAGACCCUGGGAGCCCUGGCAGCAGAUCACUCAACUGACAUUGUCAGUUUAUUUUUUUUCCCCCAGAAACACCAUGCUUCACUAUUUCCAAAAUGACAUUUUUGUCUUGCUGAACAGUUUCCGCAAAUUCAGUUUUAUUCCAAUGGAGAAUUAACCCAACUUCUGAAAAUCCAAAAUUUCUUACAGACUAAAAAUCUUGAGUUUUGACCAGCUCCAAAAGGGGGGGAUCAAUUUGUUUGUUUGUACAACCGUCAGCGUUAAAAAUGUCCAAUCCCCAUCUAGCCUACAGCUUCCCUCAUUGCUACUGUUGGUGAUGGAGCUACACUGCUCAUGAGUUACACAGUCUAAUUCUUCCACCAGAGAUCCUGCCCUGGUGCCUGCUGGUCCAGAUCACAAAAAACCUGGAUGUAACUGUCUCCCAUGUAAUAGCAAAGAACAUACCUGCUAAGCAAGCCCUUCCUCUAGCCACUUGCUGUGCAGAAAAAAGGGAGGAAAAAACAGGGGGUUGUAUCUAAAUCAUCAUUGUGCAGUGUUUUUACUCAGUACAAUUUGGUGUUUUUGUAAUAAUGAGGAACAAAUUAAGUAUGCAAAUGUUUAAGCUCUCCCCUUCCCCCCAGAAUGUCAGAUCCUCACAUCUACCCCUGUCCACAACACAAUGGGGAACAGACGAUAUUAAUCUUGUCCUCAGUGCCAAAGGCUUCCACCCCCUCUCCUAGGUGCCAAAUGCCUCCUACCACCAUGCCAAAGUUUCUAGUUCUCACCCCAUCCUAUCCCACCAUACUACAUGUUGCUUUCAGUGUGGAAGAGAAUCUUGUAGUAUGGGGGCAAUUUCAAAUUAGAAAGAGUUAGGGUUUGUCCAGACAAAAUAGUUAGUGUGAGACACGCCAGGGUGUAAAUCUAGUGGGUCAUGCUCUAACUGUCUAUGUGGAUUUUGUUAACAUGCACUAGAAGUUACCUCGUAUGCACUGACCUACUACCAACAUCUAGACAAGCCCUUCAAUGGAGACUUGUAUUUAAUAUAACAAUAAUCACAGUGUUCCUUAUUUUAUUAUUCAUUUUCAUAUUCAAUUCAAUAAAAGCUUGUUUUUUAAUCUA